UUAUGGUCACAGUUUAUUCAUUCCUUGGAGUCCCAAUUGACUUUGAAUAUGUUUGCUCCUUACCGUGACUGAAGACUUUCCGCAAUGUAAUUUCGGAUUAUAUCUCGUGAGAUACCCACAGAUUAAACAGCGACCAGCAAACACCUCCCUGCAAGCACAGACACAGUUCAACACAUUCCGUGUACUCGUUGAGGAAGAAUUAUAUUUUUACUCGUCUAGGUUCAGAUCGACAGACGGAGACCCAAAAAGAUGCCACUGCUUUCUUCCACCCUCCUUGUCCGGACACACUCCCUCACCCUGGUUUUGUUCUCCUACUACCUCCUGACCUCGCCAUGGAAGCUCGUAUCUUCAGUCCCGAUCUGGGCUUUGGGCGAGUCCAUGUUCAUCCGCUCUCCAGACUACGCCCCCGAUCCUUUGCAUCCCUCUGAUCAUCAUCACCGAAAAGGAGAAUCUGGCUUCCGACCACCGGCCUUGCUGAAGAACCCUGCCCGCGGUCCCGGUACCAUCCCGGCCCUCACGGGGACGACGGCCGAACGAGAACUCUUCGCCGUCGUGGCCGUCUUACUCGUCGCCUACGCUCUCAUGCAGUUCAUCUUCGCCGGCGACUUGACCCUGAGCCUCGCUCCGUCCGAACCUACAAGCACAACAACAAGAACAAGAGCAGGCAAACAACAGGGCACAACUCCCCCACCGGCAGUAAGCUCUGCUCGCCUGGCUGAAGAACUUUACACCCUGCUCACGGCGCAGUCGCGUUGGCUUACACUGGCCGGUCUUCACGUCGUUGGUUCGUCGGCACUGGUGUUCUGGAUCUACAUGUUCCAUUCCGGUGUAACAUCAACGACAUCAGAGAAUUAUACCAUCUCUGACCUCCUUGCGAACCGCGUCACCUUUACCGUCGGUCUGGCAAAUAUGCUGUUCUGGGGUUAUCUGUGGACCACGGUGAAAGAUGAAGGGAGGGAGGUUGGUAAACUACUGGCAAGGAGGAGAGCCAUGGAGGAGGAAGAUGAAUGAUUUACUCGCACACAUCAAAUUCCGAUUUGAGACUCCGAAGACUUUACAAUUGCUUCACAUUGACAGUGGCAAUGACGACUGAGGGGGUGAUUAGGUGGAAAUAUCUUUCGACAGCAAAAUUUCCAAGUCACUCCAGGAUCCCGCAUCCACUUUCACCAGCCUGCAUGUGGUAUUCUCGAGACCGCGUCCCCUUUCGGUCACCCUUUACAGCAGCGCAGCGAGCCCAAGCAGGGCUGCACCCACAACACCCAAUCCCACACCCUGCACACUCAUUCGUCCAUCUGCAGCGUUACCUGCGGCCGACGUUGCGGCGGCGCUGGCACUGGAGGUAGCGCUACCCUGGCCUGCGGACGCGGAGGAUGCGGCGGCACUGGCGGAGGCAGAGGCGCUGCUCAUGGCGGAGGAGACUGAAGACGAAGCUGCCGAGGCGCUGCUACCGGUGGCGCUGGCGCUGGCGGUGGCUGCUGCAGUGCCGCCACUGGAA
Molecule: messenger RNA, 1495 nt
Organism: Exophiala oligosperma
Lineage: Eukaryota; Fungi; Ascomycota; Eurotiomycetes; Chaetothyriales; Herpotrichiellaceae
Exons: 1
Coding region: 250-1011 (253 amino acids)
Source: RefSeq, a predicted model, not a curated record